AUCAUCGUGAAGCAACGGGUAGCAAGAAGAGACAAAUUUGCUCAUAAGGAAAAACGCAAUUUUGUAAAUAAUAACUUAUGUUUGCCCAUCAGUAAUAAAUUGAUUACAUUCAAUAUGAACGGGUUGCAAUCCGUUCAAGUUAAUACUUUAAUGCACAUUAAUCAAUUGUUAUCAAUAGUAAUGAAGCGUGUCUGUAACUUCAUAUCCGUGCGACGCCUUUUUUCUUUUUUUUUAUUGAGCUUUGACCCAUCACGACCACCGGCUGAGGUAAACGAGGGAGCUACUUUGCUCGCGACACGUUGCAACGACGCCAAAAUGUGCAAAAUCCAAAUGUUGAGAACGUUGGUGAAGCAUCUUCUAGAGAAUGCCGUCGAAGAGAUAGUUAAACUAUUUGAAAAGGCGAUAGUGGAGUAUGAGGAGGAACUUUCUCGAACCAAAAAGGAGAUCGAGCGACAACGCGACCUACUGGACGCUAUUCUCAACCCUCAAAAUCGACUGGACAGAGCAGAGGCCCAGGUUCAGGAGAUGUUGGUGACGACUCAAGAUGUGCAUGUUAAAGAAGAAGAAGAAGAGGACAUUCAGAGCAGACAAGAAGGGAAGGCUGACGUCACCACGGGCACAAUGACUCUUGUCUUUGUGAAGAGUGAAGAUAACAAAGCUCAGAUCUCACAGGUUCAGCACAGUGAGGAGAACAGAGACAGUAGCUCAAGUCAACACCGUGGAGACAACUCUGCCGAGACCCCAUCCGCGACCCACAACCUGUUGGGUGACCUCCAGGUCAAGCAGGCGUUGGUGACGGGUCAAGCUGUGCAAGUUAAAGAAGAAGAAGACAUGGAGAGCAGACAGGACGUGGAGGCUGACGUCUUUGUGAAGCGUGAAGAUAACGAAGCUCAGCGUCAUCACGGUGAGGAGAACAGAGACACUAGCUCAAGUCAACGCAGUGGAGCAUUGCAACCAGAUUCUGGUCCACCAUCAGAUUUGGACGACGGAAUGUCCCACCAUUCUGAUGCCGAGACAACUAUUACCGAUGUGAGCUCUAACGGUGAUAUCAGUCCAACGAUCUCCUCCGAACGCGGGGAAACGUCGGAAAUGACCACCGGUGUGUUGUCGCACGCAGACAAGAAGCUUUUUAAGUGUUCCCUAUGCGAUAAAGGGUUCACCAGGAGGGUAUACAUGAUGGCUCACCAAAAGGCACACUCCAAAGGGAAGCCUUUCACCUGCUCCAUAUGCGCAAAAGGCUUCUUAUUGAAAUCACAGUUGCGGACGCACAGCAGGUCACACACCGGGGAGAGACCUUUCACCUGCUCGGCGUGCGCCAAAUCUUUCCUUUCAAACGGACAGUUGCGGAUGCACGCCAGGAUACACACCGGGGAGAGACCUUUCACCUGCUCGGUGUGUUCGAAAUGUUUCCUCACGAGAUCCCAUUUGCAGAGGCACUCCAAGAUACACUCUGGGGAGAGACCCUUAAGCUGUUCUGGGGAGAGACGCUUCAGGUGUAAAUUUUGCGACAAAAGCUACGUAAGAAAGUCAUACAUGGAGUUGCACAUGCUGGCGCACACGGGCGAAAAGCCUUUUGACUGUUCCGUCUGCGGCAGACGUUUCUCCACCAGGCAAUUUCUGAACUGCCACAUGAGAAAACAUACAGAGGGGCAACGUUUUACUUGCCCCGUGUGCUUUAAAGACUUCGCCAAUAAAGCUUACGUCGAGACACACGUGAAGACGCACACUGAGGAGAAACUGUUGAGCUGUGACACCUGUAAUGAAAAAUUCACAUUUAGGUCUCAGGUCCAGAGUCAUGUGUGUACUGGGAACAAAUAAAUACUCUUGUGUAUUUGUAACUUAAGUAUCACUUUGUAGUCUUAAUAAAUCGCUAUCACUGAAAA
Messenger RNA from Syngnathus typhle (broad-nosed pipefish), 1883 nucleotides. RefSeq names its product zinc finger and SCAN domain-containing protein 2-like. The transcript is spliced from 3 exons. The record is from RefSeq and is a predicted model, not a curated record. Lineage: Eukaryota; Metazoa; Chordata; Actinopteri; Syngnathiformes; Syngnathidae. Bases 115 to 1818 code for a protein of 567 amino acids.